This is a messenger RNA of Neospora caninum, 3027 nucleotides long. RefSeq lists its product as uncharacterized. NCBI's taxonomy places the organism in Eukaryota, Apicomplexa, Conoidasida, Eucoccidiorida, Sarcocystidae. The transcript has 3 exons. Gene Ontology annotation, biological process: regulation of DNA-templated transcription. Bases 1 to 3027 code for a protein of 1008 amino acids. Gene Ontology annotation, molecular function: DNA-binding transcription factor activity. The record is from RefSeq and is a predicted model, not a curated record.
AUGAGAGAAGUUGUAUUUUCACAAGGUACAGGAAACGGCACUGGAGUUAAGACCGAAGAAAUGGCGGAAUCGGCGGUAAUUGGUACCCACGAUGAUGGGCUGCCAAAGAACAACUUGGAUUUGUUAACAUCCGACGACAAGCGAAAAGGCAGUGACAGCGGGCCGCGAUCUCCAAAGGCAGCUGACAGUGAAGCUGAAGGCCUCCAAGAAGCCGCAUGCCCCGCAUCUGAGAGCCUCCUAAAUGGUGCUUCUGCGGAUAGGACAUUUACUUCUACACUGCUCGCGCUAAGCCUUGCUGCUCCAAAGCGCGGUCUCGGCCGGAAAGAUCAGGGGUUAGAUUGCGUCCCGGGUGUCAAGCUUUCAAAGGCGGAGUGCGCAGAAAGAAUAUCUCCCCAUCCGAAUUCUCCGAAUACCCCAAAUGUAUUGGCGGAGGAGUGCGGUUAUCCAAGAAAGCUCCCCAGUGACACGUCCACGUCUUCCGAGUUCACAGGCAAUGGAGACAACUGCAUGGGGAGCAACACGGUGUCGCGGCUUCAAACUGGGGAUGGCGCAUGGUGUCCCUUGAAUUCCCUUUUGGAAACCGCCGCGUGGGCGGCUUCUUCCGAAUCGGGGGACAAAAAGUGCUCGGAGAGACUCACUGGCAAACUCGUGACACCAAAUUCCACUACAACUCCUCGUGGCGCUCCUGAUUACUCUACAUCGAUUCCGGACUCGAAGGCCGGUCGUGCCACGCCGGAUACGACAACAGGAGGUUCGGCUGAUAAACUGCCUUCCUCUCCCGACGGCCAGGACUCUCUGGGGCGCCUGUCCAAAGGCGAGCCGUCACAGCGCAUGACAGGGGAUCACACCUUGAGACAUGACAGUCGGCCGAGUGGGGGGACGCCGUUUGCCGUCUCUACCAAGGAGGGGCGCAGAAUUUUCUUGGAGGACGGCGCAUCGCAAUUUCUUGAGAACAGUGGUAGCCAACCCCUGCAAGUGAUAUGGGCUCUCCUGACUGAAGCGAAAGAGAUGCUGAGAGAUAUCGCAGCAGUUCAACAAGGGCUGGUGGAGGCGCAACAGCAGCUGACCCUGUUGCAUAAAAAUUCAGUACUCGGGACAGGCUUACCGCUGAGAGCGUCACAGUUUCGUCGAGCCCCUAGUACUCUCGCAGCUGUCGACGACCGCGGGAAUCGCGAUGUACGCGCUCAACUGGAGCUGUUAGCGAGCCCAGAUCAGCUGGUGGAUUGGGACGAAUCCGACGCCUUUACGGCAGGAGCGCUCGCUACGGCGUGUUCGGGUGACGUGAAUGUGUCGUCAACGCACGAUCUGACUCGUAUCGCCCGGGAAAGCGCGAAUAGCUCCAAGUCCUCGAAUGCCUCGCAACCUGGAAGUGAAGAAUGCCUCCAGCAUCUUGCACGGGCGCGAAGCACCCGGACUGCUGCGCGCCUUCCGAGUCCCCACGCUUUGGAAGCGGUGCUGUCUAGCGGAGAAAACGGCCAAAGGCACCUGGGACUCGAACGGCCGUCCUCUUCGGCGUUGCGCAGUUCGUCCUUCUCAAGUGCAGAGUCUUUUUCUGCAAAUUUAAACGGCGUUGGCGCUCUGGCACCUGUAGACGGAAGUAGUGCAGCUCCUUUCGGGCAACCGCUCCUGGCGCCAAUAUUUUCUCGGGGCCGCGCACUAGAUAAGCACGACUGUGUUGAAGAGGAGUCUCAACUUGCUGCUGCGCUCAAAAAAAGAGCUCGUCCACGAGGUCCGAAUUGGACGGGCCCCGAAGGAAUAGACAAAGCUCGCAGUGCGCUUCGGCUUACACUACCGCCCGCUUCGCUGUAUCAGGGUUCCGUUUCUGCGGAUGAGGUCGGAUCUCGCAAGUCCAUGCCCGUCGAACUAGGUACUGGCGGGCACCUGGGCGACUUUCCGAGUCGGACGAAGCGGAAGGCAGGUCUGAUCACGGAGCAAGGCCUGCCCGAUUCACCAUCCAAGGGCGAUGAUGGAGAAGAUUGCCACGGAGUCGCGUUGAAACAACCAAGCCCCCAGUCAGCCGCCGAUCUCACAAAGAGCAGUGAACCACUGCAGUGCCUUGCACGGAUGACGGCGCAGAAGAAGAUGCGCCCCGCGUGGCCCCGAGAGGACGCCCCCAUGCCGGGGGUGCGUUUUGCCAAGGAUCGAAACAGCUGGGUGGCCUUCUGGUGCGAGAAUGGGAAGCAAAACUACAAGUCCUUCAGCAACAAGAAGUUCGGCUGUGAACGGGCUCGCCUCAUGGCAAUCGCGGCCCGCCAUGCCUUCGACCAGCGCGUUGCACGCCAGCAGCUCCAGCAGUACCAACAGCAGUUGAAUGAGCAGCAUCAACUGAAGCAGCUGCAUUCUAAAAAGCAGUCACGAUCUCUCGUCAUCUCCCGGCCGGCAACCGAAAAUCCGCCUGGAGGCAACCGCGCAGUUGCCGGACUCGGUGACUUAACUAUGGGCUCUGUUUCCUCACGUUCCCUAUCCACCGCAGGGUUGUCCGAUGACAGUGCAAGACAAGAGGCGAAUACUGUCCCAUGCAAAAGAACAGACGAUCCCAAGGCCAACCGGUCCACACUAACGAAUAGACAAAGCUCGUUUGACGACGAUUCGGCGGAUAUGUUGGGCAAGGCCGCCCUAGGACUGAGUUUUGCAGAGCUGCAGAAGCUCGCGGAGUCUCUGGAAAUCCCGCAGCACCUUUAUAGUCCGCAUCACAAUGUACUACAGACGACCGAGUUGCCCUCAGCAGCGGAUUCUGCGGGUCUCACUGUUUCAACCGACAUCCUCAACUACGAUUUUGGCGAGUCUAAAAGUGACGCAAAAAAGCGAGCUUGCUUGCAGUUGGAGAAAAUUUCUGACGUCAACAUUGCGCAGAAUCUCCAUCUUGCCAAUUCGUAUGAUCCCAAAACUGCACAAGAAGACAUGAUACAGAGCUCCGAGCCAGCAGAACGGCUCGCGGGAAGAAACUUGCGGCGGGGGAGUGGCGAGGCAGUUAAAGGGGACAGUGUCCCGGAAGAGAAGGUGCGGGAUUCGGCUAUACUCGCGUAG